Molecule: messenger RNA, 2115 nt
Organism: Labrus mixtus (cuckoo wrasse)
Lineage: Eukaryota; Metazoa; Chordata; Actinopteri; Labriformes; Labridae
Gene: ppp1r11
Product: protein phosphatase 1, regulatory (inhibitor) subunit 11
Exons: 3
Coding region: 424-795 (123 amino acids)
Cellular component (GO): nucleus
Molecular function (GO): protein serine/threonine phosphatase inhibitor activity; protein phosphatase 1 binding
Source: RefSeq, a predicted model, not a curated record
GGUGUUUUCACCUCGAGUUGUAAUAUCGAAACAACAAAUUAAGGAAUACAAUAAACGAAUGUGUGUCGCCUAGAAUUAGCAGGUCAUUCUUUGUGUAAAGCAACUAGCAGUAACGGCCGAGUUGAGGUGACGUCGUGUGUAUUUUCCGAGUUCGAAUCUCCCUUUUCCGAUUAUUCCGACACCACCUGAACGCAGGGUGAUUUUACAGCUUGCCUGUGUGUUAGCCGCAUCCCACCAAAGUGAUCAACAGCUCCCCGUCUUCAUAUCAGAAGCCUUUUAUUUCAAUAGAUUCUGAUUUCAAGAACAAAAGUUAAUAACCGGAGUGUGCGGAGUGUUACAUUACAGUCAUCGUUUAUCGCUGACUGCGUUUCUUUUGGCGUCUUUUAGCCAGCUAACGGCAGCGUUAGCACAGCGGCCGCAGGUAUGGCGGAGGUUCCCGGGACAUCAAGUGAGACGAUAACGGAGACGGUUCAGACCAGCACACCGCCGCCGCCCCAGCAGGAGGGACGCAGUCUGACCAUCAAGCUGAGGAAGAGGAAGACGGAGAAGAAGGUGGAGUGGUCCAGCGACACCGUUGACAACGAGCACCUGGGGAGAAGAUCCUCAAAGUGCUGCUGUAUCUACGAGAAGCCCAGACAGUUCGGAGAGUCGUCCUCCGAGAGCGAUGGAGAGGACGAUGACGAAGGCUGCGGCAGCGCCCACUGCAUCCUCGGUCAUGGCAGGACAGACCACGGACAGAGGGGGGGCCGGGGGGCCUCGGGGCCUCCAAACUCUGGAGGGGCACACACACACUAAUGAGGCUGAACGAAGGGGAGGGGUGGGGGGGGGAAGUGGUGAGGAGUUUCUCACGCAUCAUACAAAAUGCACUCUGUCUUUAGUUUAGCUCCAUUAAGCGAGGAAAGGGGGCGGGCCGGAUGCUGCAUUCAGUAAAGAGUCAAAAAGUCCAGCUGCGUCUGAAAAAACGACAUCAUCAUUUCAUUAUCUGCUUCAAACGGCAGAGAGCAUGCUCAGUAACCUGCCAGCUCAUCAGGGGAACAUGGACUGAUGAGGACACGCCCACUUUUAAAAUGUCUCCGAUGUCUGCUGAAGGACACGAGCUGUGAUCAAAACAGAAUCAGAGUCUUUCAUGUUUUAGCUCUUUUUUACUACAAAUCCCAUAAUUCCUGCCAAAGGCUUCUGCGUUUCCUGCUCUUAAGGCUUCGGUUGAAAUUCUAAUUUGUGCUUCUGCUGCUGCUCCUCAAGUCAUACACUGAAAUAAUUUGUCUAAAACACUGAAGAUCUUUACUUCACUAUAAUGUGCUCAGUUGUGCCAAUAUGGCGGCACAUUUCCCUGAUCUAAAAACAAAUAACUUUUUUAUCUCAGUCUUUCUCUCUGUAGGUAGGCCUGCGUGUUACUGCGAGAACGAUUCACUCGACAGGGUGACGGUGUAACAUCAUGUAACACGUGAUAGUUUCACUGUUAUGUGAUUAUGUUUCUCUUUUAUCAUUCUUCAUUUACGUGCGUUUUCCUCAUAAAUAGGCGAAAUAAAAACUCUUGUUCAGGCUGUAAAAUAAUAGUGCGGUGAUGUAAAGCCCGACCGAUUAAUCGGCUGAUAUUAGCUUAUCCAGUGACUAUCAGUAUCGGCUAAUUUUAUCACAGAUAUGUGCCAAUAUUACUCGAUUUAUUCACCAGAAAAAAAUAGCAUUUAAUUUGAGCAUCAUUGUAUUACACUGGCUUUUCUCUUUCUGACUGUCACCAGCAGAGGGCGCUAUUUGGAUUACAACAAGCACUCUCAGAGUGUCGAGCAGUGAUGCACGUACAUGGUCAGUUACUUUUGUUUGAUAACUGCAUCUGAGGAAUUAACAUAAUAAAUGUGUUUAUAUAUCUAUAUCUACAGAUCUAAGAAAGAUAUCGGCCGAUAUAUCGGUAUCUGAUUUUUUUCCCCCCUCACCGUUAAAGAUAUCGGCCCCAACAAUCUCAUAUCGGUCGGAGUCUCCUCCGAUGUUUGAUGUUGUAGUUACAGGUUGACGCCUGUUGAUUACACUGGUGACCUAAACAGGAUGUGAUCGUUCAUGAUCACAGACAUGUUGACCGUCAGCACCUUGUUGACAUGUUGAUGAGAGGGUGGAGUCGGA